Hyaena hyaena (striped hyena) is the source of this 2133-nucleotide messenger RNA. RefSeq names its product solute carrier family 39 member 4 (gene SLC39A4). Gene Ontology annotation, biological process: intracellular zinc ion homeostasis; zinc ion import across plasma membrane. The record is from RefSeq and is a predicted model, not a curated record. Gene Ontology annotation, cellular component: membrane. NCBI's taxonomy places the organism in Eukaryota, Metazoa, Chordata, Mammalia, Carnivora, Hyaenidae. Gene Ontology annotation, molecular function: zinc ion transmembrane transporter activity. The transcript is spliced from 12 exons. The coding region runs from base 1 to 1959 and encodes 652 amino acids.
AUGAGAGUCCUGGUUCGACUCGAGCUGGGGCUGCUGCUGUCUGUGCUGACGGUGACGGUGACCGUGAUGGCAGCUCAGCCAGCCCGGCUACUGGCCUUGCUGUCCUCAGGCCAGGGUGCUCUGGACCCUGUGGUGCUGGGCAGCCUGUUAAAUACACUGGCGGACCGUGUGCACUGCGCCAACGGGCCGUGUGGAAAGUGCCUGACUGUGGAUGAUGCGCUGGCCCUGGGCAGGCCUGAGAAGCCAGGGCUCCCCGGGGGGCCAGUCCUAGAGCACAGGCACAUCGCCCGCUUCAGUGCUGCUGUCGCCCUCUACCUCAGUGACCCCAAGGGCACAUGUGCAGAUGUCCAGGCUGGACGCUGGGCCACCCGUGCUGACCAUCUCUUGGCCUUGUUGAAGGGCCCCAAGGCCCUGGCCCCAGGCCUGGGCAGGCUGCUGCAAAGGAUUCAGGCCCAGACUUCUGGCUGCCCUGACUCUCCCCCGCCCCAGGCCUGUGUGGACCUGCCUCAGCUGCUGGAGGAGGCAGCAGGGGCAGGAUCUCCCGGUGACCCUGGCCUGGUCCUGGCCACCCUGGUGGACCACGUCAGCAGUGGGGCCUGUUUCCACGCCCUGCCAAGCCCCCAGUACUUUGUAGACUUUGUGUUCCGGCAGCACAGCGGCGAGACGCCCAACAUCACACUGACUGAGCUGGAGGCCUUGAUGCAGCGCCUGGGGGUAGGCAGAGUGGCAGAGUCACACAGUGACCACAGUCAUCUGGGAAAGGGCGCCAACCACCAGGGCCCUGUGCCCACUAUGACCCCUAACAGCAGCUCCGACAUGUGGGACACAGUAUGCCUAAGUGCCAGUGAAGUGAUGGCGGUGUAUGGGCUGUCUGAGCAGGAUGGGGUGACUCCAGAGUUCUGGGCUCAACUGAGCCCGGCCCUGCUCCAGCAGCAACUAAGUGGGGCCUGCAGCCCCCAGCCCAGCACCCCCACCCAGGACCAGCUCAGCCAGGUGGAAAGGUACCUGUACGGCUCCAUAGCCACGCUGCUCAUCUGCCUCUGCGCCAUCUUUGGCCUCCUGCUUCUGACCUGCGCCACCUACAGCGCUGCCUCCCACUAUGUCAUCCAGGCCUUCCUGAGCAUGGCUGUGGGCGCGCUCACUGGGGACGCCAUCCUCCACCUGACACCCAAGGUGCUGGGGCUGCACUCGCACAGCGGGGAGGGCCUUGGCGCACAGCCCACCUGGCGCCUUGUGGCCGUGCUGGGUGGCCUCUACACCUUCUUCCUGUUUGAGAACCUCUUCAACCUCUUACUGCCCCUGGACCCUGAGGACUCCAGGGAUGGGCCCUGCAGCCACAGCCACGGCGGACACAGCCACGGCGUGGCCCUGCAGCUAGCCCCCGGCGAGCUCCGGCAGCCUAAGCAGCCCCACGAAGGCUCCCGCGCAGACCUGGUGGCAGAGGAGAGCCCGGAGCUGUUGAGCUUGGAGCCCCGGAAACUGAGCUCAGAGCUGAGGCUGCUGCCCUAUGUGAUCACGCUGGGCGAUGCCUUGCACAACUUCGCCGAUGGGCUAGCCGUGGGCGCCGCCUUCGCCUCCUCCUGGAAGACCGGGCUGGCCACCUCGCUGGCCGUGUUCUGCCACGAGGUGCCACACGAACUAGGGGACUUCGCGGCCCUGCUGCACGCGGGGCUGUCGGUGCGCCGGGCGUUGCUGCUGAACUUGGCCUCAGCGCUGACUGCCUUCAUCGGCCUCUACGUGGCGCUAGCGGUCGACGUUGGCGAGGACAGUGAGACUUGGAUCCUGGCGGUGGCCACCGGCCUAUUCCUCUACGUGGCGCUCUGCGACAUGCUCCCGGCCAUGCUGCACGUGCGGGACGAGCGGCCCUGGCUCCUCUUCCUGCUGCACAACAUGGGCCUGCUGGGCGGCUGGACCGUCCUGCUGCUGCUGUCGCUAUACGAGGACAAAAUCACCCUCUGAUGUCCACCCCUCUACGCUCCGGCCCUUGACGCUGGCUGCUGGCCCUGGGCUAUCCCAGCUCCUUGGGCCUGCUAGCCAGUGUGGAGCCUGCAGCUGGGUCCCCAGAGAGCCCCUGCCAUUUCAGUCUCCCUCCCACAUGUCUCAACACCCCUAUUCAAUAAACAUAUUCUUGCC